Dendronephthya gigantea is the source of this 3447-nucleotide messenger RNA. RefSeq names its product dipeptidyl peptidase 9-like. The transcript has 18 exons. NCBI's taxonomy places the organism in Eukaryota, Metazoa, Cnidaria, Anthozoa, Malacalcyonacea, Nephtheidae. Gene Ontology annotation, biological process: proteolysis. Gene Ontology annotation, molecular function: serine-type peptidase activity; dipeptidyl-peptidase activity. The coding region runs from base 108 to 2600 and encodes 830 amino acids. The record is from RefSeq and is a predicted model, not a curated record.
GAUGGCGGAAAUUUGUCACUAUUUCGCAAUGACGAAAAUAUGUUUUGUUUUUGACAAACUGCGAAAGAAAUAACGACUGUUUUUAAUCCACAAUAUAUCAAAGCAUAAUGUACAACGGUACUUCUCGCAAGCGUAGCUGGUGCGAGCUCUUGACUGCUGUUAAAACAACCAGAACUUUGUCAUUAAGACAGUCGAGCCGAACCCCAAAUAAUUUUACAUUUAGCGAUACAAAAUUAUACUUUCUGGCCUUGCCAGAGAACCGUAGUGAAUAUACGUUGUUUUAUGUGGACUUGAAGCCUGGAGAACAGACAGAACAGUUGGUUGCAGUUCCUACAGCCAAGUGGCAUUUGCUGCUGGACCUGGACAGUCUUAGACCUUUUCAGGGAUUUUCACGGGAAGAACAAUUGCUCAGGGAACGCAAGCGCUUAGGAAGCUUUGGCAUUACGUCGUAUGAAUAUGAUAAAAAUUCAAGAAGUAUUCUAUUUCCAGCGUGCAGUAGUUUAUAUAUGUGCCGAGAUCAUGUAUUGCCGUCGAAUCCUGGUGACUCUAAUGUUCCUCUCGUUCCUGGUGAGGUAAAAACUCAGAACAAAGAAUCCAGAAUGGAUCCCAAACUAUCCCCUUCCAACCCUAACAUCAUAGCAUUUAUCCAUCACAAAGACUUGUGGGUUUGUAAUGUAACAACUGGUCGAGAAAAGCAAUUAACGUGGACUCACUCUGGUUUGCCACAAAGCAGCGCUGUUGAUGAAACAGUUUCUGCAGGAGUUCCAUCAUUUGUAGUUCAGGAAGAAUUUGAUCGAUACACAGGGUACUGGUGGAAUCCAAAAAUGAAAAGUGAUAACAAAUUCUGCAUCUUGUAUGAAGAGGUUGAUGAAAGUGAGGUUGAGAUUCUGACAAUGACGCCAAGCGUUGAGGCGACAGCUCCAUGUGUUGCUGAGUCAUACAGAUAUCCUCGAGCUGGGACACAAAAUUCAACAUCAUGUUUGAAGAUUGUUGAAUUCUCUAUUGAGGAUUCCGGACAGUUCUCUGAGAAGACAACUAUAUAUCAAUUGAAAGUUUCGUUACAUGAAGUAUUCCCUUGGUUAGAGUAUAUUGUCCGCUGUGGUUGGCUGCCAGAUGGUGAAGGUAUUUGGGCACAACUUUUGGACAGGUCUCAGCAACGCCUUGUGUUGGUUGUAAUACCUGUGUCCCUCUUUGUCCCAACUAUGCCUGAGAAUAGCAUGGAUUAUGAUGGUACAGAUCCCUCUGAUACCAUAAAGAUCCUUAUUGAUGAGACUUCAGAUGUUUGGAUAAAUGUAUGUGAUAUCAUGCAUUUCUUUCCACAACCAACCACAGGGUUAAAUCACGUCAAAUUUCUGUGGGCAAGCGAAAUGUCAGGAUUUCGUCAUCUCUACCUUGUUCAUGUUAAUUGCUCCCAAGUUGUGGAACAAACUUUUGAUGAUAUCACUAAACACGAAGCAACGUAUCACCAGUUUACGUCUGGUGAUUGGGAAGUAGAUGGUAGCAAGAUUUGGUUGGAUGAAACUAAGAGUGUUGUGUACUUCAUGGGAACUAAAGACACGCCUGUUCAACUGCAUCUUUAUGCUGCUUCAUAUGAGAACCCCUCUCAAGAAGCUGUACGACUUACCCAACCUGGAUUCCAUCAUAAAGUAACCAUGAACGAGGAAUGUAGCUUGUUUGUGACUGUGUAUUCAUCAAUGAAAGAUCUACCUGCAGUGACCGUCUAUCAGAUUGUUCAUACUCCUCUACCUCAUGGUCGAGGAUCAGUGAUUUCUGCUAGACCUUGUUUUCAUAUCAAACCUCCUGGCCAGUUGAAUGAAACACUUUGUCCUGAAUUGCUUAAUUUCAAGAGUCCCAAACAUGGUCACGAUGUUUACGGCAUGGUGUUCAAACCACCGAGUUUUGAUCCGAAAAGGAAAUAUCCUACGGUUCUGUUCGUUUAUGGUGGACCAGCUGUUCAACUAGUGACUGAUUGCCACAAAGGUAUUCAAUUCUUGCGUCUGCAGACGUUGGCCAUGCUGGGCUAUGUCGUGUUAGCGUUUGAUUGCCGAGGUUCCUUUCAUCGAGGAAGACUGUUUGAAAGUCAUCUUAAGAGCAGCUUAGGUCGCGUGGAGAUUGAUGAUCAGGUCGAGGCUCUGUCUUAUAUUACUGAGCAGACUAACUAUAUCGAUAUAACCCGCGUAGCUAUACACGGAUGGUCCUAUGGUGGCUAUCUAUCAUUGCAAGGCCUGAUCCAACGACCAGAUAUCUUUAAGGUGGCAGUUGCAGGAGCUCCGGUUACGGACUGGGAGGCCUACGAUACUGGUUAUACCGAGCGCUACAUGAACACGCCACAGAACAAUCCCAUUGCGUACGAGGAAAGUUCAAUCUUGAACAAGGCUAUGAAUUUUCCAGACCAAGAACAUCGCUUGUUAAUUGUUCAUGGUUUAAUCGAUGAAAAUGUCCAUUUUCAUCACACAAGUUUGUUGAUUGACCGUUUGAUUAAAGUUGGCAAGCCUUAUCAACUUCAGGUUUAUCCGUGUGAGCGUCACGGCAUACGACAAGCAAGGGCCUCUGAACAUUACGAGGCGACUGUUUUGACAUUUUUAGAGCAUCAUUUAUAAUGAAACUGAAUAAUUUGAUAUACUGGCGAGAGACGAUUGAAAUUCCCAUGAUUGAAAACGAAGAAGCUGAAAGCAAGCUUCCAUGCACCAGAAAGCUUUGUUUCUCGCGUAGAAACUCUGCCAAGCAGUUGAAUAUUUAAUCUUUGCAUGCAGCAGCGUCACAAGUAGCGUCAGAAUCAGUAAUCUUCGCCGGCAAACUAAACGCUAAAACAGCAAAGUAUAAAAUAAGUCUGUUGUUCAAGAAUCGAUUGUUGCUUUUAACUCAAAAUAGGAGUUUGGUGAAAUGAACGAUACUGAAAAUGGCGGAUUAUUUAUCAAAACAAAGGUCUUGAGUUACCCAACUUAGUCCUAUAAAAUAGGCGGUUCUAAUCAAGAACUUUCACUAUGGAACUUUCGGUAUCAUAUUCGUUAAAUUUCUGGUUAUUAAGUGCAUUUGGAAAUAGCCUGACGUGAGAGAUGAUCCGUCAUCCUUGAAUGAUCUACAAUUUGUUUGAAUGCCUUUUAAUAAUAAACGAUUCAUAAAACCACAGUAUAAAGACAUAUGUCUUUAUACUGUGAUAAAACUCUUGUAUUUUAGUUAGGUAGGAUAAUAAUGAUGUAAAUAUAAACGGUUUUAAAACGCCUGGAAGAAUUUGCCGGUAAUGAAAUUGCAAUUUGCACAAUUCUAUAAUAUUUUGGCUGGUAUUUUGUCAGCAAUAAUGUAAUGUAUUUUAUGUAUAUUGUAUAUUAAAUUUUAGCAUUAAUGGUUGCUACAAUAUAUUUAACAAUUGUGAAAUUGGCCGCCCGUUUUAUGCAGAAAGCUAAAUGCAGACAUCAAAAAGAAUAAAAAACUUUAUUUUAUAUUAUU